Messenger RNA from Sinocyclocheilus anshuiensis, 4203 nucleotides. Its product is annotated as potassium voltage-gated channel subfamily H member 2-like. Gene Ontology annotation, biological process: regulation of ventricular cardiac muscle cell membrane repolarization; membrane repolarization during cardiac muscle cell action potential; regulation of heart rate by cardiac conduction. Bases 1 to 2847 code for a protein of 948 amino acids. Gene Ontology annotation, cellular component: plasma membrane. Gene Ontology annotation, molecular function: inward rectifier potassium channel activity. NCBI's taxonomy places the organism in Eukaryota, Metazoa, Chordata, Actinopteri, Cypriniformes, Cyprinidae. The transcript is spliced from 13 exons. The record is from RefSeq and is a predicted model, not a curated record.
AUGCGAAGCGACUGCUGUGUGCAUCUGCGUGCGUUUGUCUUCACGCAGCAGCUCAGCAUCCCUACGUUUGUGAAGAAACUCGACCAGGAACGUGGCAAAGCAAAACUCGGAGGAGCUUUCCCGGCUCACAGUGUUUGGAAAGAGCUGGUCGAGUUUUGGGUUGAUGCCCACGAACGCUUCGUUAAAGGCCCGUGGGUUUGCUGCUCCAGUGCUCUGCUCUCAUGCCGCUCUGUGGCACUGGCACUACCAGCUGCACCCGCUGGGAUGACAACAUGCCCCACCUGGCCGCUCAGGGGCCCGAGCGCCACCUGCUCUUGCCCGCGGUCUGUGCGCGCAGAACACCUGCUGACCCCCACAAUGCCCUGCGUUUGUGAGAGCGGCUCACCCGAGCAGAACCAUCUGAGACGAGGGCGACAUGGAGCUCCGCUGCUCAAACCAUCAGCAGACAUGAAGCGUAUUCUGAGACGACACAUGAACCUCAGCUGGAGAACGCCGCGCAUCCACAAGUGGACAGUGCUGCACUACAGCCCGUUCAAGGCGGUGUGGGACUGGCUGAUCCUGCUGCUGGUGAUCUACACGGCCAUCCUCACGCCGUACUCCGCCGCCUUCCUGCUCAACGGAGACGAGGACAGCUCCGGGCAGAACUGCAGCUACUCCUGCAGCCCGCUCAACGUGGUGGACCUCAUGGUGGACAUCAUGUUCAUCAUCGACAUCAUCAUCAACUUCCGCACCACCUACGUCAACGCCAACGACGAGGUGGUCAGCCACCCGCUGCGCAUCGCCGUGCAUUACUUCAAAGGCUGGUUCCUCAUCGACAUGGUGGCUGCCAUUCCCUUCGACCUGCUCAUAGACCGCACCGGGGAGGAGAUGAGUACAGAGCCAACUCAACAGACCACCCUCAUCGGCCUGCUCAAGACGGCGCGUCUUUUACGUCUCGUCCGCGUGGCACGUAAACUGGACCGUUACUCUGAGUACGGCGCGGCCGUCCUCUUUCUGCUGAUGUGCACGUUCGCUCUGAUCGCUCAUUGGCUGGCCUGUAUCUGGUUCGCCAUUGGGAACGUGGAGCAGAACCGCUCCAUCGGCUGGCUGCAUGCGCUCGGCGUGGAUCUGGGGAAACCACACAACAGCAGCAUCAGGGGAUCGGGACCCAGCAUCAAGGACAAAUACGUGACUGCUUUAUACUUCACCUUCAGCAGCCUGACCAGUGUGGGCUUCGGGAACGUGUCGCCCAACACCAACUCCGAGAAGAUCUUCUCCAUCUGCGUCAUGCUGAUUGGAUCACUCAUGUACGCCAGUAUCUUCGGGAACGUGUCAGCCAUCAUCCAGCGGCUGUACUCCGGAACGGCUCGUUAUCACACUCAGAUGCUGCGGGUGAGAGAGUUCAUCCGCUUCCAUCAGAUUCCCAACCCGCUUCGCCAGAGACUGGAGGAAUAUUUCCAGCACGCCUGGUCCUACACCAACGGCAUCGACAUGAACGCCGUGCUGAAGGGGUUCCCAGAGUGUCUGCAGGCCGAUAUCUGUCUGCAUCUGAACCGGACUCUCCUGCAGAACUGUAAAGCGUUCAAGGGCUCCAGUAAAGGGUGUCUGCGGGCGUUGGCCAUGAAGUUCAAGACCACACACGCCCCGCCGGGAGACACGCUGGUGCACGCCGGAGACGUCCUGACCGCGAUCUACUUCAUCUCCCGCGGCUCCAUCGAGAUCUUACGUGGCGAUGUAGUGGUGGCCAUCUUAGGGAAGAAUGAUAUAUUCGGUGAGCCCAUCAACCUGUAUGCACGGCCCGGCAAGUCCAACGCAGACGUGAGGGCGCUGACGUACUGCGACCUGCACAAGAUCCACAGAGACGACGUGCUGGAGGUGCUAGACAUGUACCCGGAGUUCACCGACCACUUCUGGAGCAACCUGGAGAUCACCUUCAACCUCAGAGACACCAACAUGAUUCCCGGAUCCCCCAGCAGCGAUGAUUCAGACUGCGCCAGCUUCAACAAACUGCGGAGGAGAAAGCUUUCAUUCCGACGACGGACAGAAAAAGACGAUGCAGAUGCUGGAGAGAUCAAGAAGAAUCAGAAGCCCAUCCGGAGAGGCAGAAAGCAAGCAGCCAGUAACCAGAACGAGCUCAAACCGGGGUGGGAGGAGCCUCGGAAUUCUAUCUCCUCCCACUCCAGUGGCGAUGAGAGGGAGGAGCCUGUGCACACAUGCCCCACCCCUUCCACCACACUCAUGGAUGUGAUUGAAGGAGAGGGCGAUCCCAAAACAGGAAACACAUGCAACGCCCUAUCAGGUGCAUUCUCAGGUGUGUCUAAUAUCUUCAGUUUUUGGGGUGACAUUCGGGGGAGGCAGUAUCAGGAGGUGCCCCGCUGCAAUCUCCCGUCGCCCUCGCCGCAUCCCAGCAUGCCCCUGCGCAGCAUCAGCCGCCAGCAGCGCAGCCAGAUGGAGAGCAGACUGGAGCUGCUGCAGAAACAGCUCAACAGGUCUCAGAGCCCAUUGCAGUCAGACCACCUGUCCCGACAGCGCCUCCUAUUAUUAGUGAUGAUGCUGGUUCCUCCGUCCUACAGCAGUGUUUCGUCCCCGCCGCAGGCGUCUAUGUUCCCCGAGAUCCUCGUGCAGCCCGUCAUGCCGCUGAAGUCCAAAACAUCAGCCUCUCUCUCUCAGUCCUGCGAGUUUCUCAGCAGCUCCACGGAGCUCCAUCCUGCGGUCAGCGUCGUUCCUCGCGCGGGAUUCUCCAGCCUCGGGGCCCGACUGGAGCUUGUGCCCGACCCCGACAUCCACCGGCGCUUCUCCCUGCAGGAGGCGCACACGUCACUGAGCUCACAGACGCCACAGAAACACGGCUCAGACCCCGGGAGCUAGAGAGACCACCGCCAGACCAGAGGAGAUCAAAGCGGACCGACCAGCCCUCUCCGGCUUCUGGUUCUGGUUUUGCACUGCGGAGGUUUCAGAGAUUCACUGGAGGCGGUUUAACUCGUCUUUACUGCUGUCGUCCAGUAUUGGAUAUCCAGAAACGAAUAAUGAUGAUUAUUACUGAUUUUUUAAGUAGCCAUUAUGUCUUGCACUGAAUUUUCCAGACUCUCUCGAUCUUUAUCUUCACGUCUGCCGCGCUUCCAAAACUGACUGAACUCGUUAGUGUUAGCUGGCCUAACAGAAGAAAAUCAUUAUAAUAAUAAUAACCUGAUGUGUUCUGUCCUGUCAUUGCCUUCAUUUCCUGUGUGUGGAUGAAGAAGGCGGAGUCUCAGGCCCCACCCAAGCACUCUUGAUUGGCUGGAUGGGGUGAUUGGCAGGUGUUUAAAGCGAUGCCGUUACUGAUGAAGCAUAUCAUGUGUUCUGACACUGGACGAACAAUAUGCAACGAGUCGAACGCGUGUCACAUCCCACUUGGCUUCGGUUCGUUUGUUUUCCAGCUUUUUGUUUUUUAUAGUUAGAAAAACAUUAGCUUUAGCAAUACUGAAUCCUUUAAACCACAAACGAAACCAAAUAUUGAAGAUUGGGUUGGACCAAAUGUUUUUCCUUGGUUUUUCCUCAUCGUCUGCAGUGUUUACGGCCUGCAGUCACAGUCACAUGGUUAUUAAUUAUUAUUUGGUACAUUUAUGAGCUCUUGACAAUGAAUUAAAAACAAAUGUUCGUUUUAGUUUUCCAUUGACGUGUGGACCAAUGAAAAAAGAAACUUCAUAUAAGCUCUUAAGCAUGCGAUAAUUAACACUUUUAAUAUUUAGCCAUUUAUUUUAAAUCAUACUUUAACCUCAUUAUAUUUGAAUGACUAUAAUAUUUAAUAUAAGCGUUCUUGAGGAAGGAAGGCAUAUUAGCAUGAGAACGUGUUGUGCAUCAGCAUCCGUACGUGAAUCAUGGCCACGAUUGUAUCGUUCUGCCUCUAGGCUUGAAUUUAGAGGUUUUUAAUUGUGAUUUAUGUUUUGUUAAUACCAAAUAUUAUAUCUAAUUUGAAUUCAACUGGUAAACUGAACGCAAGGAAGGUGGAUUUCACCGCGUGUCAAUGUGAAAGCACUGUUCAACACUACUGCAUUAAAUACAAUCGUCACGUUUACUUUGAUGAGUGCAGGAGUUUGCACAUGUUUAUCUAGUUCAUAUGUGUUAUUCAUUUUAAUAUUAUUAUUAUUAGUGUCUCCAUAAAUUCGGUGUAUAGGAGUCUUUUCACCAUCAUAUUCGGGUGAAUCUCACAAUAACACAUACAGGUCAAAUUUUAUUAACAAAAUC